UGUUUUAAACAUUUCCCUUUCUUGUUUGGUUCUCCGUAUCGGAGGUGAAGAUCAAAGUUUCAAACAUGAAAGCUGUGGAGAUUGAUUUCAAAACCUCCACACAAGCAAUGACUCUAAAGAAGGAGAAGAAGCAUCAAAAUCAUUUUCGAAAUGACGCACCAUCCCCAGUAUCAGCUUCACAUGCAAUUGGGUCUCACCUGGUUUGCGCCCUAGGCUUAGCUCUCUCGUUCUGGGCCACCCACAGUUUCUUCUCCACCAAUCUCAUUUCUGAUCCCGUCCAUACCCUCCUCCUCAUCUGGGUCUUUGAAACCCCGAUCGUGGUCCUUGUUUAUAGUCGGUUUCGAAAGAAUCCGAAAGAAUGCUCGUAUUGGAAAGCAGUGGGACGAGGCUUAUUGGGAAUUCCACUUGGGGCUCUCAUCAAUAUAUUUGGAGCUAUUGCUUUGGGUGCACCUGUUGGCAUUCAGUAUUUACCGAGGACCAUUAACUGGUCUCUUCUAAUGUCAUUAUUGACUUUUGUUCCUGCGGCUUGUGUUUUUGGUUCAUCAUGGACAGAUUGGCAGCGUGUCUUUGCACACACAAAGCCUAUUGGAGCUAUUGAUUAUAUGAUAUGCCUACCAGCACAUGGUGCUAUUAUUGGAGCUUGGUUAGGGGCUUGGCCCAUGCCACUUGAUUGGGAAAGACCAUGGCAGGAGUGGCCUGUUUGUGUUAGUUAUGGAGCCAUGGCUGGUUACCUGGUUGCAAUGGUGGCAUCCUUAGGCUUCACACUUGUACGUGGCGCACGCCUUCCUCUCAAACAAGAUUAACCGGCUAUCAUUAGCUAUGCGAUUAACCAUAACAUCACUGAUUAAUCAUUGUCAUUUCCCUUUAAUUUUUCGGGCUUUCUUUCAUUUUUGAGUUGUGGUUAGAUUGAACCACAGAAGAACUUAGAACAACAGUCUGCCUUACCAUUUUGAUCAGGCCAUUCAUGUAUCUCUGAGUAGAAGAUUUCUGCAUUGACUAUCUGAUUUUUUUUCCUCUUUCUUUUAAAUGAUUAAGGGUAUGUUUGGAUGUA
Vitis riparia (riverbank grape) is the source of this 1051-nucleotide messenger RNA. RefSeq names its product phosphatidylinositol-glycan biosynthesis class F protein. Lineage: Eukaryota; Viridiplantae; Streptophyta; Magnoliopsida; Vitales; Vitaceae. The record is from RefSeq and is a predicted model, not a curated record. The transcript has 8 exons. Gene Ontology annotation, biological process: GPI anchor biosynthetic process. Bases 66 to 803 code for a protein of 245 amino acids. Gene Ontology annotation, cellular component: endoplasmic reticulum membrane.